This is a messenger RNA of Magnolia sinica, 2110 nucleotides long. RefSeq lists its product as uncharacterized. The record is from RefSeq and is a predicted model, not a curated record. The transcript has 7 exons. Bases 101 to 934 code for a protein of 277 amino acids. Gene Ontology annotation, cellular component: cytosol; nucleus. Gene Ontology annotation, biological process: proteasome assembly. NCBI's taxonomy places the organism in Eukaryota, Viridiplantae, Streptophyta, Magnoliopsida, Magnoliales, Magnoliaceae.
GCUUCAAAAGCGCUGCAAAUGAAGAAGAGCACUCAAACAGCAGAGCAGCAGCUGUAGAGAAAAGAAAAAGGGAAAAUUCCAACAAUACCCUUAUCUAGCCAUGGAAUUUACAACCGAAGAAGGCAAAACACCCCAUACCGAAUGCUCGACUCUUGUUCUGCCUUCUCUCUCGAUAGGGAACGUGGGCCAGCUAGCGAUUGAUCUCUUGAUAUCGUCGAUCGGAGCUGACAGGAUCGGUUAUCUGGAUGAUCCGUCUGUUCUUCCAUGCGUCGGAAAUGAUGCCUACAGACCAGUCCCCGAAGGCAAUCUUGCUUUGCCACUGGAAGCUUAUGAUUCUCCUUCUCAUGCAUUGACUCUUAUCCAACAACGGUCUCCAAUUAUCAAGGGAAUGAUGGUGGAAUUUGCCAAGAAUUUGGCAUGUUUUGCAGCUGCUGCUGGAAAGAAGCAUGUUAUUGUUCUGUCAAGUUUAGAUUCUGGACGGAGGCAGAAAAUUGAUUUAUCAAGUAACAUGCAGAUAUAUUACCUUUCAAGUAGCGGCAUGGAUGGGACAGAUGGUGAUUGUGAAAAGCUUGGGUGGAAAAGAUUGCCAGAAUACGAUCCUGCCCAAAGACGAUGGAAGUAUCUUGAGUCUUUGGCUGAAGGAAACUCCAUGCAGGAAGACUUCUCUUUUGAAGAUGAAGUGGUCGAUGAUGAUUACUACCCAAGUUUGCCUUUUGCGGCAUUGUUCUCUUGUUGCAAGGCAAAAGGUUUGAAAGUUACUUGCAUAUUAUGCUACUGUUCGGAAGGAGACAACAUACCUGAUUCUUUUCAAUUGGCUGAGGCAGCAUGCAAACUUCUAGGGCUGAGCACGAAAGAAUUUCGAGUCUCAGGAUCAACUUGCCGAUGUAUUCACCAAGGCUGUUGGUCAUAUUCAGUCAACAUGCAUAUUCUCUAAGCUUGGCAUUGAUAGCAUCUAUACUUCAGCUUGAGGGGGAGCGUUCAUGGAAGUGGAUAUGGCGCACCUAGGCCCACCUAGUUCGUAUUCUCUUAUUAUCUUUUGUUUGUGUUAAUUAGGAUAUGUUGAGUAUUUUUUCUUUCCUUAAAGGAUAUAAUUGUCAUAUUGGAUUUGUUUAGUGAUAAAAAUGGAGAGGUGGAGGACCAACUCAAUUACGGGCUUUUCUCUUCUUUUAUCUUCUCCCCAUUUUCUUCUCUUCUUUCAGGUGCUACAGUGACAUGCUACUGUAACAAGCAGAUUGUUCUACAAUAUAUGAUAAUUCUCAUAAUGGGAUGGUACUACAAUCAUCAUCCUCAUACACACUCGUGCUGUUCACAUAAAGGGGAAUGAUCCCAUAGCGUGGACACUGUUGUAACUUAUAGUGGUUUUGUGUUGUGUAGGCCCACCAUGAUGUGUGCAUGACAUCCACUCUAUUCAUCAUGUGCAGUCUGUCAUGUUUACCUUGGAGCCCAAAAAUCAGGCUGAUACAAAAUCCGCAUGGGCCACACCAUAGGAAACAACAUAAUGUCACACCUAGAGCUUUUAAAUUCAUGUGGUGUGGCCCACUAGAGUUUUGGAAUAGCCUGAUUUUUUGGGGUGUCCCUUAAUCCUUGUGGGGCGUGUCUGAUCAGUGUUUGGAGUAUCAGUAUUAUCGGGGAUUUACCAUGCUCAGAUGGAAUUACAAGUAGUCUCAUUUUGGCCCCUCACUAUUUACUGGUGACUUGCUCCUUUGGAUGAUCCUGACUGUUGAUCUGGUGGAUCCAGUCAUGGAUGGGAUGCUUAACAACACUCCCCCUUUGCAAAGUACCAACCAUCCAAUGGUUGGCACGCAAAUUGACCAUGGAAAACAUAAGAUAGUGUGCCAUAUGUUAUGCAAGAAGUCCAUCGAUUCAAAGGCUGGGAUUGUUUGUUGAUGGUGAUUUUCGGUCCACUGUCCAUCUGUGCUAGGGCUCACCAGAUGAACAAUCCACGCCGUUGAAAAUUGGGCUCCGAGUGUACUGAAUGCGGAUGCCAGUUAUUCGGGCUGAGCAUCAUGUAAUAAUACAUAUGCCACGUUUAUAUUUUUACACUGCAUCAUCAGCAUUCAUAAACUUAUCAGUGGAUGGUUGCUGGGUCCCGUGGUUGUGCCACUUGAGC